This is a messenger RNA of Balearica regulorum gibbericeps (East African grey crowned-crane), 591 nucleotides long. NCBI's taxonomy places the organism in Eukaryota, Metazoa, Chordata, Aves, Gruiformes, Gruidae. The record is from RefSeq and is a predicted model, not a curated record.
CAAGUGCUGCUGGAGGCCAAGGCUGCUGCCCUGUCCAGCUCUCGGAAGCCAGGAGAGGAUCUGCCAGCUGCACCAGGAGCCUCCAAUGAUGCUGGUAAGGACAGAAGUGAAGAGCAGCCAGCUCAGCCAGCUGAGAGUAGGGACUUUGACCAUGAAGAGUGGGAAGUUCUUUCUGAGCACCUGGCUUGGGGGGAGGAUGGCAGCGUGGAAGACUCUGAUGGCAAGGAAUGGGAACAAGGAGACUGCCCUGAUGGGGACUUGAAAGCAAAGAGAGUUGCAGCUGUGCCCCCGAUGUUUCAAAAUAUUCACGUGACUUUCCGCGUACACUACAUCACACGCUCUGAUGCUCAGCUGAUUGGUGUUACAGGUGACCACGAGUGUCUUGGCCAGUGGCACAGCUAUGUUCCCCUCAAGUACGACAAGGAUGGCUUCUGGUCUGAAUCCGUUGUUAUGCCAGUAGACACCAAAGUAGAGUGGAAAUUUAUCUUGGUGGAGAACGGGAAGGUCAGACGUUGGGAAGAAUGCGGUAAUAGGACCCUAGUGACUGAACAUGAAGAUCAAAUUGUUCAUCAGUGGUGGGGAUACCAUUAA